Cariama cristata (Red-legged seriema) is the source of this 774-nucleotide messenger RNA. RefSeq names its product deuterosome protein 1-like. Gene Ontology annotation, biological process: de novo centriole assembly involved in multi-ciliated epithelial cell differentiation; centriole replication. The transcript has 6 exons. The record is from RefSeq and is a predicted model, not a curated record. The annotation marks the transcript as partial. Lineage: Eukaryota; Metazoa; Chordata; Aves; Cariamiformes; Cariamidae. Gene Ontology annotation, cellular component: centriole; deuterosome.
AUGGAGCAGGACUUAGAAGUGUUUCAGGAACAAGCUGUCACUAAAGCUUCUUCAUGUGAAGCUGAACUUCAGGAAUUAGUGCAUCAAAUUGACAUCAUGGUAAACAGCAAGAAACUGGAAUGUGAAAGGAAGAUGAAAGCUUUAGAAGCAAAGAUGGAUAUCCAGGAUCAAGAAUUAGCAAGUGCCCAAAGCAAACUGGAUCAAAAAGGUCAAGAGGUGGGACUACUUCGACAGAAACUGGAAGACUUACAGAAAACUAAAUAUGAAAUGGCUCAGAAUUAUGAAACUCAGCUUCAAGCACUGAAAGCUCAGUUUUCAAAGUUGACACAUAGUUAUGAAAAGCUACAGUCACAUCAGUUAAAACAAAAAAAGGUUGAAAGUAGAGAAAAAUGUGAGGAAAGUCUAGAGACACCAUCUGAACUGAGCAAUUUAUACAAGAAAUCGGAGGAAUUUAAGGCAAAAUCAAGAGAAUGGGAUAAGAAGGGGACAAUCUGCCAAAAUGAUCUCAUUUAUUUAGAUGCUCAACAAAAAUUAUUGCCCGAGAAAUGUAAUUUUUUUCAGAUGCAGACCCAGAAUUAUCAAUUCCAUAUAAGCAAUAAGAAACAAAACCAAGAAGAGGUAAUUACCUAUGGCCAGUCUGAAAGUGAAAAGGAUGAGUUGAUUAUUGAAAAGCUAAAGGCAACUGUGAAUGAAAUAGCAAUAAACAAGAAUAAACUAGAAGAGGAAAAUCUGAAACUCCGGAAGGAUCUAAAAAUGUACCAAAACCACUGCCAG